UCUUCGUAUUGUAUUCGUCUCCUUCUGUGUCCUCUUUUGAUAACAAAAUACACCUUUAGCUCAAAUCAGUGACGUUAAAAAUUGAGUUUCGAACAUCCAAAUUAAGUUCAGAGCAGGAACUUACAAGUCUAAAGUUUCAGUAUCAAUACGCAGACUGAUAUUGAUCCACUGGUACGCUGUAAAACAGAAGCUGAAACAUGGAGUUGUAUUUGGAAUAAACUUUGGAAACUUUGCUUGGUGUUUAUAGAGAUGUCACCGAGAACAUGUGUAACAUCUUCCGCGCAGGAUUUGUGCCGUGGAUCAUACUCUCCGUGACUCUCGCCUCAGGCUCCGAUGACAACAUAAACAUCACAGCUGAGUCUGGACAGAACAUCACUUUGCCAUGUCGAGCUCACAACAAUCAGAAGCCCAUCAUAGUUGUAGAGUGGAUCAGAUCUGAUUUGGGGGCAGGUUAUGCCUUGUUGUUCCAGGAUGGGCACUUUGUUCCAGAUUAUCAGCAUCCGUCUUUUAAGAAUCGGGUGGAUCUUCAGGACAAGCAGAUGAAGGAUGGAGACAUGUCUCUGAUUCUGAACAACGUGACGCCUGCUGAUAGUGGAACAUAUGAAUGCCAUGUCGUCAUGCGAGGAGCAAACCAGAGGGAGAGAGUAACAGAGCACACCUGUACCAUCGAGCUAAAGAUUCUUCCUCUUGUCCAGAUAAACACGACAGCUGGACAGACAGUCAUUCUGCCAUGUCAAGUUUCAAACCUUGACAGCAAUCCCAGUGUUGUUAUAGUGUGGAGCAGAACCGAUCUGGGGACAGAACAUGUCUUCUUUUACCAGGACCAGAAGUUUAUUCCAGAUGACCAGCAUCCAUCUUUUAAGAACCGAGUGGAUCUGCAGGACAGAAAGAUGGAGGAUGGAGACGUGUCUUUGAUUCUGAACAAUGUGACAAUUAAUGACACUGGAACAUACGAGUGUUGUGUCUUCAUGAAGGGAGCAAAACACAGAAGGAGAGCAAAACUGGAUAGUGACCUCAUCAGUGUUGUCAACCUGAGAGUUGUUCCUCCAGGUCAGCCAGGAGGACACACAGAGGAUGGAGUCAUUGGAUAUAAAGUCCUGGCAUUCUACUGAAGUAGGGAAGGCGUCAUUAGAUGAUGACUACCAUCUGCGUUGGAGAGCCGUCCCUGGCACUGCCCCCUAAAACCACUACACCAUCCCUCCCAUGCAGCUGAGCCACCGACCACACUAUGACCAGAUCAGGAGCUCCCUUCUGGAUGAAAUCAGUUAAGGAGCUGGUCAGCUCUGCAAAGCCUGGCAUGAACCGGGGUAAUAACCAGUCAGCAUCAAAAACUGUCUCACCUGCUUUUUGGUCUUGGAAUGCAGGCAGGAUCCCAUAGCUGUUUUGUCCAUUUCAGGGUGCAUCUGCCCGCCUUCCAAGUAUACCCCAGGUACUGUAAUGUUUUUGGUUCAACAGCACAUUUCUUUGCAUUGACCAUGAGCCCCGCCUCCUUCAGGGACUCCAGGACUGCAGCCACCCACUUCCAAUGGUCCUCUCAGGUGUCACUAUGGAUAAUGACGCUAUCCAGAUAAGUAGCAGAUGGGGCCCCGACCAAGCUGAAGGGAAGUGUGAUUACUUUUUCCAACCUGUCGGAGUGGAGAAGGACAUUUUUUCUGUAGAUUGUGGAGAGAAGGGGUUCCGCCAGAAGCCUUUGGUAGAUAUGAGUUUUGUGAAAAUGGAGCUGUGACUAAUCAGUCCAGGACCUUGUCGACCCAGGGCAUGGGGGACACCAUGAGGAAAGUGGAGAUGAAGUAUGGACAGAACACCACUAGGUGACAGACCAGUGUGAUCAUGAGGUGAAGGGAAGUGAAGUCAAAAGGCCAAGCUGCAGAGAGAAUUGCAACUUUUCAGGUGAAUAUAUGGACAAAAUAAAAGAGUCCAUCCAGCAGAGCUGUCGUCCUCCUCACAGCUCAGAGACACAAAGUCUCAUUUUAAAAAACUGAGCGCUGCUGGGACUCACAGUCAGACGAGCUGUGAGGAGGAUGUUUUGGGAAAUUAUGUACACAAAAUAAAUUAUCUUCUUAUAGUCUGUUAGAACCACUCAAAUCUGAAGUCUCAGACAGUCUGCCACCUGUGAUUAAAUUAACUCUGUCAAAUACUGAUCAGUUUUGUGAAUCUGGAAUUUUUAAAGGUGAAUAUACUUCCUUCAUUCUUUUAAAGGGCAAAUAUUUAGCAGGCUUCAGUAGUGAUGGUGAGAUGAAGCCUCGUGAUGAACUGAAGCUUUCCAUCCAACUGGUCGACUCAUGGUUCGAAGCAUUGUGAUGAUUCAUUGGCUCUGCUGCGCCAUCAAGUGGACGAUUCAAGUGAAACAAGCUCUGUGAUUUAUAAUGAUGUGAUGUGUAAACCUCUAAACUAAAUAAAUAAAUUGUUUUCAUGGUUAUUUAUUCCGAAUAUUAUCUCAGUAUGUCUGAUACAAAAGAAAGUGGAAACUAUCAGGACAACGUUUUGGUAUGAUUAACUGUGUAAUCAUGCUUAUGUACAUCUGGAUAAUGACACAAACUAGUGUGUGGUGCUUCACUUUUUAAUAAACUAAAAGACAGAAAUUAGAAUAUAGGA
Messenger RNA from Oreochromis niloticus (Nile tilapia), 2595 nucleotides. RefSeq lists its product as uncharacterized. The record is from RefSeq and is a predicted model, not a curated record. Bases 264 to 1112 code for a protein of 282 amino acids. Gene Ontology annotation, biological process: cell surface receptor signaling pathway; negative regulation of T cell proliferation; cellular response to lipopolysaccharide. NCBI's taxonomy places the organism in Eukaryota, Metazoa, Chordata, Actinopteri, Cichliformes, Cichlidae. Gene Ontology annotation, cellular component: external side of plasma membrane. The transcript is spliced from 7 exons.